Molecule: messenger RNA, 3067 nt
Organism: Diatraea saccharalis (sugarcane borer)
Lineage: Eukaryota; Metazoa; Arthropoda; Insecta; Lepidoptera; Crambidae
Source: the annotation of a GenBank genome assembly
AGACAGACACAAAAUUCUCAUAAGAAAAUGCCAACCAACCAACAUAAUCAGAGAAUUGUUCAAAAAAUAAUUUUCAUUAAUAACUAACCAAAAGAUUAUACUUUUAAUCCCAUUAGUAAAAUUAUAAAACUUACAUCUUUAUAUUAAAUUAUUUGUAAAUAUGUGUCUUUAAUCCGAAAGUUAUGUGACUCACCAGCAGCAAAAUUAUGACAGCAACUUUCGAGCUCUUUUGAAUAGUUAUAUGAAUUAAAUAUCUAAUAAAUAUGUCUGAAAGAAGAGGCACUAAAGCUUUGGAAUUAUGGUGUAAAAGACUGGUAAAAGAUUGCCCUGAAGUACAAAUAGAUAACAUGACUACAUCAUGGCGAAACGGCAUUGCUUUUUGUGCUCUGGUUCACCACUUUAGACCAGACUUAAUUGACCUAUCUAAAUUAAAACCAGAAAACAUUUAUGAAAACAAUCAACUGGCUUUUAGUAUAGCAGAAAAACACUUAGGUAUCCCAGCACUACUUGAUCCUGAAGAUAUGGUAGAGAGUGAAGUCCCUGACAGAUUAUCUAUAUUGACUUAUCUUUCACAAUUUUAUCAACGUCUAGGCCACACAGUAAACACAAAGUCUUCAGAAGCUGAAUCCAAGGCAACAUCGACAUCAUCAACAUCCACAACUCCCAUCAAGUUUGGCAAGUCUGGACUUGAUAAGUGUGCUGCAUGUGGUCUGCCUGUGUACUUGGCACAACGUCUUAUUGUAUCUCACAAACUUUACCAUAGAAGAUGUUUCCGUUGCUCUAAGUGUUCUGGACACAUGAAUCCAAAGAAUUUUGAUAUUAUUGAUGGAUCUGAAUUUACUUGUGAUAGUUGUAAAAACGAAAAAAGUUUGCCUAAAUAUUUGAAUAACAAUGAUAAUGAUCAAAUGGGAAUGUUAGCAUUUAAUGAAGAUUCCCAAACAAAACGAUCUGAAAUUCUAAAAGGACAGUCCAUUAGUUCUAAGCAGAAGGCGAGGCCAUUGUCAAUUAUUGAAAAAAUAAAUCUAUUUGAAAAGAAUUCAGACAAAGAAAAAGACACUGUUACUGAUAAAAUUAGUAAUUUAUCUUUAAAAGAUAAUGUAGAUAAUAGUAUUAUUAAUGUAAGUGCACCAAGUAUAGAUAGCCCUACAAAAGACAUUAACAUUCAAUCUAACAUCACUUCUAACACAGAUACUGAUACUACUGAAGCUAUUAAAGAUAAGACAAUUAGUGUAAAUUAUGAAAAUAUGUUACAUCAUGAUUUACCCCCAAAAGUAUAUAAAAGUAACAUAAAUAAAUUUAACUUUUUACAAACACAAUUAUCUGACACUGUAUGUAAUGAUAUACCAAUAGAUGAUAUGAAACCUGCUGAACCUGUAAUUAUGCACAAUACUGAAGACUGUUCUAGUGAUACAACAUUAGAUGUAGAAAAUGAAACAAAAUGUGUUAGUAGCUCUGACAAAAAUGAUGAUAUAAAAAGUGAACAUGAUGUAAAAGAAGAAAGUAAUGUAACUGACGAAUCUAGACUAGCGAAAGUACAACAAAUGUCAUUAGUUGAAGAUAAAAAUGUAUCAGAUAUGAAUUUAGUGACUGAAUCUAUAAAAAAUGAAUCAGAUAUCAAUUUAAUGAUUGAAUCUAAAAAAAAUGAAUCAGCAAUGAAAAAUGGGCAAGAAGUAAAUAUAAGUGUACCUCCUAGAAGAAAGAAACAAGCAAAUAAAUCUGUACCUCCAAUAACAAAAGAUGAAAAAAUUAAAGUUCAAUAUCCAGACCAUUUAAAUCCUUUUUCUGAUGAUGAAGAGGAAUCAGCUCCUCCACUAACUUCGAAAAAAGUUAGCACUAACCCUUUUGGAAGCAGCGAUGAAGAAAAUGAUGAUGUUCCACCUAUACAAACUCUUCCUAAAUUACCAAGUAACCAACAAGGAAUGCCCAUAAAACGGCUUAUAACAGCUUAUAAUCCAUUCUGGUCUGACGGUGAAGAACCAUCAUCAGAAGAUGAUGACACACAUACAUACAAGUCUUCUUUGGCGGCUAGCACGCCUAAUCUUCAAUCGAGUACGCCGCGCCGUAAGAAAGCACAUGCACCGCCACCGCCGCCUGUCAUCACGGUCUCUCCCACUCAUAUAGAACACCCCUCCACCUCUUUGGACGACGUUGCUAGUAUCUCUUCGCAUAGCUCCUACAACUCUACUAUACAUUCGGAUCAAAAGUCAUGUGGAGUAUCUACACCAAGAUUGAAGAAGAAGCGAUUGGCACCGACAACUCCCGACAGUCUAUCCACGAUAUCGGGUUGCGGUUCUCUAGACAAGGGCAUGGAUUCUUCGGGCCUGCGCUCCAAUAUCUCUGACUCAAGUAGAAAAACAAAAGGUCCAGCUCCCGGACUACCACUGCCCGAGAGACGUGAGGUGAAACUUCAAAUGUCACCUGAAGAACUACAGAUACAAUUGGACUUACUAGAGACACAGCAGCUCGGCCUCGAGCGACAGGGCGUACUCAUCGAACAGAUGAUACGGGACAAGUGUGAGGGCGAUGAACCGUCUACAGUGCCACAAGAGGAAGUCGAAGAUUUAGUAAUACAGCUAUGUGAGCUAGUCAAUGAGAAAAAUGACCUGUUCAGAAAACAAACGGAAUUAAUGUAUAUUCGUCGACAGCAGAGAUUAGAACAAGAACAAGCUGACAUUGAGCAUGAGAUCAGAGUAAUACAAUCGAGACCGGCGGUCAAUCGUAUCGAUGCUGAUAAGGCACGGGAAGAACAGCUCGUGUCCCGUUUAGUGGAGAUUGUGCGCAUGCGCGAUGAAUUAGUACAGCAAAUAGACUCGGAACGUCGCCGCGAGAGACAAGAGGACCUCGCAAUAGCGACCUCGAUCGCUACUAAAAGAGCGCAAAGAAAUAGCGAAUCGAACAGCUCGUCUAUGAAAUCUGUCGAAAUUGUGGCGACACCGAAAAAAAGCAAAGUAAAAGAUAAAGUCAAGAAGCAGUUCAAGAAGGCUAAACAUACUCUUAUGCCUAAGAAAAAAGAAGACGGUACUGACCGAAAAGAGGAGAAAUCCGAAAAAGGGAAUAAAUCAUAAUA